CACCUGUUCACACCUUCAACCCAUCUAAAUCCUUCCGCCUCACCGAUGGAUCUAUAUUCCGUCUCUGUCUCCUGGCGGAUUGAUCUUCUAUCCACCUGGGCGACGAACUGUAAAAACAACCGAAGAUCCCAACAGCUUUUCCACAAUGUUGCUCCAACAAAGGAUAUAACCUUUGUAGUUACAGGUUUUGACGAAUGUAAUGGAAAGCGAAAAACAAACUUCUGAGAGAGAGACACCGCCUCAGUUCUGGAGAAGCUGCAAGUUGAUUAUUGACCCUGCAUCGACGAAUGGACUGUACAAAGUGUAUCGUUACGAUGGACAGCAAUUUAACAUACCCGUGGAGGAUUUAGGUCUGUUUCCUGUAGAGACAGUCAGAGAUCCCCGUGUCUGCCGCCUGUGGAGCAAAUGCAACAAGACUGACCUUUUGAUUUCUAAAUUUAAGGUUGAUGAAUGGUAUGUUGGCCCCGUUCCUCCCAACGAAGUGACAUUUUCCAGGCUGAAUGACAAUGUGAGGGAGGCGUUCUUGACUAAUAUGUGCAAUAAAUAUGGGGACAUCGAAGAAGUGGAAAUAUUUUACAAUCCUAAGAACAAGAAGCAUUUGGGGAUUGCAAAGGUCGUUUUCGACACAGUGAGGGCUGCAAAAGAAGCUGUCCAGCACCUCCAUCAGACCUCAGUGAUGGGAAAUGUUAUUCAUGUGGAAAUUGAUCCUAAAGGUGAAAACAGGACGCGAUAUCUCCAGCUCCUCUUACGGGGCCUUUAUACUCCUUGGACGCUGCCAGUGGGCAGCAAUGAGCAAGCUAUUCAAAGCUUAGUCGAGGGUUUGCUGAGCAGCGCAGCCACACAGACACAUCUGAGCAUCUCCAGUCCCACCAGCAUCGCCACCCCCCUCUCUCUGGACACAGCCUACUCCAGUAUUUGGCAGGAUACACCUUGCAGCUUCAGGCUAACACCACAUUCCCAGUGCCUGUCUGCCACUCCUCUGUCCCAGGACUCCUGCUACUCCAGUCUUCAGGCGACUCCAGUCCCCCAGGGGGAGCCCUCCACCUUUAGUGAUCACACACUUUUAAGACGAGAGCUCUGGCGUCGUAAGACUGAGAGGUAUUGCAGAGGAUCUGGCGAAGUCUCAGAUGUGAACUUCAUUUUGAGGCAAUGCCAACCCCAGCUAGCAGAAUCUUAUUCUACCACAAAAGAAUCUAGCAGCCAAGAGUUAGCACUGUGGGGGCACAAUGCACAAUCCUCCAAUCACAGUAAUGCUUCCUUUAACUUUAAGUCUCCCAGUCAGGAGUCCAGAGCUGUGGUCACUGCUACCUCUAAGGAUUUUGAUAGAAGCUCCAACUCUUUAAGUAUCCUGAGCAUUAAUUUCACAUCUGAAUAUCAGACAGCAGCUUCCUUUCCAUCUGAUGACCAUGCACACAUUACAGAACUACCCCAAAGUGCUGGUAACUCUUCUUCAAGCCCCAGGCCUGAGGUGGAGAGUUUGGACUCUCGUAUUGAGAGUUUGCUGAUAAACAGCCAGAGUACUGACCCGUCCUACUUCUAUAGAAACUCUUUGGAGGCUGAUGUUCACUCUCAGGACAGCCCAACCUCACCUUGCUCCCCUAACGCCUCCCCUUUCUCAGAUGACUCACCUGUUCGCACUCCAACUUCAUGUGACUUCACAACGAUAGAUCAGCGCUCCUUCAAUGACCUCAUUGAAGAUGAGCCAGAUGAAACCACUCAAGCUGUUUUGUUUCUAACAAGAGACUCUCAGCCUCCGUCUGAUUUCACACGUUUUGAAAGGAGGGCUCACAUAAACCACGAAAAACAGGCAGAAAGGUUGCAGUUAUUCUCACGUUCAAAGGAGCGUCAUUCGAAUAAGGAUUACUCGAAUAAGGAUUACUCAAAUAAAAGAGCGUUCAGAGCUUCAACACCAGCCAGACAGAUCCCUCUCCCUCAGCCUCCAUCCUUUUCUCUCAAUAGCAACACUCAACCCCCCUCAUCCAAAGCUCCUCCUGCUUUUAAAUCAGGGUGCCCCCAUCCACCAGCCACCCGUUUCGCUUUCCCCCUUCCUCCCUUUCCCCCGUCUAUCUCAUCUAUCCCACCUCGCCUGCCUAAUGGCACCAUCCCCAUCCCACCUCCGGGUUGGAUCCCACCUCGGGGCCAUCACCCCGGCAUCUAUAUUCCUCCUCCCGGUUUUCCACCUCCAUCUUCUAUUCCUCCACCACCAACCUUCCUUGGACCCCCACCUCCUGUGCACAGGUACCCCUUACCUGUUCAUCCUCCAGGCACUUUAGAUAAGGGGAAUCCUCCAACCGCUCCUUUGCAUUUCCCUCGACCUCCAUGGCCUCUUCCACCUUUCCCCAGGUUUAACCCCUUUGUGCCACCACCAGACUUCCUGCUUGUGCGGGAAAACCCUCAUAAGGCCACGGUGGAAAAGGUUUUAGAAGUCAUCAUGGAUGAACUGAAGUCGAUUAUUAGGAAGGAUAUUACACGCCGAAUGAUUGAAGGGGUCGCUUUCAAGGCAUUUGAGGACUGGUGGGUAUGUCAAGAGAAGAAAGUAAAGAUACACGUUUCUCCUUUGAAAAGUGCAACAACAAGUAUUGAAGAAAGGAGCAAACUUAUAAAUCCCCUCUGUCACAUCAGUGGCCAGGGCAAAAAACCUCGACUGCCUUCAUUCAAGGUAAAAAGGAAAAGAGCAGGUGAUACUGUUACAUCAGAAGAGAUAGAAAAUGUGUUGUGUUCUACUCAUGAAAGCUCUGAUGUGAAACAGGGGGAGGACAAAGGGAGUUUGGCAUCUGAGAGAGCCAAACGCAGACAUGCAAGACCACAUGAGCUUGAAAGUGACGAUGAUGAUGAAGAAGGGAAAGACGAAGAUAACACACUUCAAGAUGAGGAAACAACAUCUGAUAAAUUGGAGGCGGUUGUGCCAGUUCAUGAUGAUCCUCAAAUCCUGUGUGACAGAGAUGAUGAUGAUGAUGAUGAUGAUGAUGAUGAUGAUGACAGCAAUCAUCCUGAGGAAGAGAAGGAGUCCACACAGAAACACACAGAAGAUGAAGAUGCAGUCAUCUUCCAAGCUAGUGAAGCAGUGGCGAGCUUGGAUAGCGAGACUUUCUCAGAGAGCAGCACUUCAGAGGACAAUGAGUUCUCGUCAGACUUCGACUCCUCAGACUCGUUCUCCUCUGAGAGCUUCGAGGACUCGUCCUACUCUGAACUCAGUCCUGAAGAUGAAGACAUGGAGGAGGAGGGCGACAGAAGAGUUGAGUGUAUCUUCAUAUCGUCAGAUGAAGAGUCGAUGGAGCUUGAGCCCCCCGCCACCCCCUCGGCCCCGCUGACCCCUGGUGCCAAGCUGGAGCUGGAGCUGCAGGAAUGGCCAGAUCCAUAUCACUGGGAGAAAAGAGAGGAGAACCAGUUCCCGUGCUGUCUGGAGGACAUGAUGGAGCUCCAAACCAGCGAACCCCCGGACCAUCUACAGCCCCUCUCACCUUUAGGACUCCCAGCAGUGGGCCAACAUCUUGACGUAGAGAUGGAGAGCCCUCAGUGGAUGUCAACGGGGAACAGAGAAAACCUGAGGCCUCUGACUCCCACUGGCUGCCUGGUGGACAGCGACCCUGACCUUCUGAUGAGGAGCAAACCCACAUCCCCCGCUGUGGAGGAAGAACGACCCCAAACACCAGGCAAGGGCAUAGUGGCCGAACUGGAAAGUGAGGAAUCUACCAAUGAAGUGCUUUCUCCAACAGCCACCGAGGUCGUUUUUUCUCCACUUGCUUUGUACCCUUUAUACCAGGAUAUGCCCAAAACGCCUGGUCGCGAGGAUAGACGAUCAUGGACUCAGUACAGCUCUGUGAGAGCUCCAGCUACACCAGGCAGAGAGACCACCUCGUCAGAAGGUAACACAGUGAUGUGCCCCCAUCUUAGCAGCCCCCUUUCUAGCAAUCCGUAUAUCACAGCCCCAAAGACUCCUGGGAGGGACAUCAUCCUACCCCGGAGAUCCAUAGUCCACAAGAGAAAAAUGGUGACAAACUUACAGCCAAUGUUUUACGAUUCUCUCGGAGGCUCCCCCAUCUCAGUGUCCUCACCAUGCAGCUCCUCUGAGUCUUCUUCUGACUCCGCUCAAGGGAAAAGCAUGUGGGUCAGUUCAGGUGUGAGAAUGAGGCCUUUGCAGGGCCUGGAGAAUAUGCCUGGGCUCCGGGAUGAGGAGAAUAGUAGAGAGACGGACAAAUCCUUAUUAAGGAGAAAGGAGUGGAGGAAGCGAAAGAGGAGGUGGAGAAUUCUUCAUCGGAGAAGACUUCUUAAAAGAAACACUGGUUCUCUCCCCUCUAACAUCGCUUCUGACAGGUGGCGCUCUCUCUCUGAGGAGAGGAGGAUACUUCAUAGUGUUUGGAAGGAGGGUCUGGAUGAAGAAGACGCCAGGCUGCUGCAGCGGACAUACGACAGGCUGCAGGCACGGGAUAAUGGCUUCGGGUGGAUCAGUGACACUCUGUGGAUACCUCACACUUUGACUAAAGUCAUCACAGAGCAGAGUGAGGAGCACAGAUCCUGGUGGCCCAAUCACAGGACCGGCUCUGCUCGCUCUGAAGGAUUCUACAAAAUCAGCAAGAAAGACAAAAUGAAAUACCUCAACCACACAAAGCUGAAUCCUGAGCUUCCAUCUACAAGCACUCAGGGAACGAGCAUCCCUGCCCAGCAACAGACCUCACUGCGAGCCGGAUCUGACUUCAGGUCUGAACAGCGUCGCCUGCUCUCCUCUUUCAGCUGUGAUAGUGACCUAGUCAAGUUCAACCAGCUGAAGUUCCGAAGGAAGAGGAUUCGUUUCAGCCGGAGUCAUAUUCAUGAUUGGGGCCUGUUUGCAAUGGAGCCGAUCACAGCAGAUGAGAUGGUGAUCGAGUAUGUGGGCCAGAUCAUCAGACAGAUCAUCGCUGACAUGAGGGAGCAGAGGUACGAGGAGGAGGGCAUUGGCAGCAGCUACUUGUUCCGGGUUGAUCAGGAGACCAUCAUUGAUGCCACUAAAUAUGGGAACUUAUCCAGGUUUAUCAACCACAGCUGCAAUCCUAACUGUUAUGCAAAGAUCAUCUCUGUGGAGUCCAGGAAGAAGAUAGUGAUUUACUCCCGGCAGCCAAUAGGUGUCAAUGAAGAGAUCACGUACGACUACAAGUUUCCCAUCGAGGACACAAAGAUCCCUUGCUUGUGUGGAGCAGAUGGUUGCCGGGGCACCUUGAACUAAUCUCUAAUGAAGUGUUCAGAUUUAUGUCAAGAGCCAAAGUUGCCUGAGGUACUGUACAAUCCACACACAGACCCUGAAGAUUAUUUUCAUGCUGAUUUAUUCUACCAAUGACUGCCUUAACGCCAAACAGGAACUUAUGAAUGCUCUGCAGACAUGUGGAGGUACUGCUCAGUAAAUAAUGAUUUAUUUAAA
Messenger RNA from Gymnodraco acuticeps, 5392 nucleotides. RefSeq names its product histone-lysine N-methyltransferase SETD1B-A-like. The record is from RefSeq and is a predicted model, not a curated record. Gene Ontology annotation, molecular function: RNA binding; histone H3K4 methyltransferase activity; protein binding. Gene Ontology annotation, cellular component: Set1C/COMPASS complex. The coding region runs from base 200 to 5200 and encodes 1666 amino acids. The transcript has 18 exons. Lineage: Eukaryota; Metazoa; Chordata; Actinopteri; Perciformes; Bathydraconidae.